Molecule: messenger RNA, 1234 nt
Organism: Suricata suricatta (meerkat)
Lineage: Eukaryota; Metazoa; Chordata; Mammalia; Carnivora; Herpestidae
Gene: F7
Product: coagulation factor VII
Exons: 6
Coding region: 32-1186 (384 amino acids)
Biological process (GO): blood coagulation; proteolysis
Molecular function (GO): serine-type endopeptidase activity; calcium ion binding
Source: RefSeq, a predicted model, not a curated record
UGUCAACAGACAGUGAGACCCAGGCCUCGCCAUGGUGUCUGGGCCCCGCCGGCUGGCCGCCCUCUGCUCGCUGCUCGGCCUGCAGGCGUGUCUGGCUGCAGAUGGGGACCAGUGCGCCUCGAAUCCGUGCCAGAACGGGGGCUCCUGCGAGGACCAGCUCCAGUCCUACAUCUGCUUCUGCCCGGACGGUUUCCAGGGCCGGAACUGUGAGACAAACAAGAAGGACCAGCUGAUCUGUAUGAACGAGAACGGAGGCUGUGAGCAGUACUGCAGCGACCACGCGGAGACCGGCCGCUCCUGCCGCUGCCACGAGGGUUACGCGCUCCGAGACGACGGGGUGUCCUGCACGCCCACAGUGGAAUAUCCGUGCGGGAGGGUGCCCGUUCUGGAAAAGAGAAAUGGCAGCGACUCCCGAGGCCGAAUUGUGGGUGGCAAGGUGUGCCCCAAGGGAGAGUGUCCGUGGCAGGCUGCACUAAAGCUGGACGGCGUGCUGAUAUGCGGGGGCACCCUGCUCCACGCUGCCUGGGUGGUCUCCGCGGCCCACUGCUUCGACAAGAUUGGCAACUGGGAGAACCUGACGGUCGUCCUGGGCGAGCACGACCUCCGAGAGCAGGAAGGUGAGGAGCAGGAGCGGCACGUUGCCCGGGUCAUCGUCCCCGACCGGUACAUCCCCCGCAAGACGAACCACGACAUCGCCCUGCUGCGCCUGCGGACGCCGGUGACCUUCACCGACCACGUGGCGCCGCUGUGUCUGCCCGAGAAGGCCUUCUCCGAGAGGACGCUGGCCUUCAUCCGCUUCUCCACCGUCAGCGGCUGGGGCCAGCUGCUGGACAAGGGCAUCACGGCCCCGCAGCUCAUGGCCAUCGACGUGCCCCGGCUCAUGACCCAGGACUGCCAGGAGCAGGCCCGCAGGAAAGCGGGCUCUCCGGCCGUCACCGAGAACAUGUUCUGCGCCGGCUACCUGGACGGGAGCAAGGACGCCUGCAAGGGGGACAGCGGCGGCCCGCAUGCCACCAAGUUCCGGGGCACCUGGUACCUGACGGGGGUGGUCAGCUGGGGGGAGGGCUGUGCGGCCGAGGGCCACGUCGGGGUGUACACCAGGGUCUCUCAGUACGCAGAGUGGCUGCGCCGGCUCAUGCGCUCGAGCCCGACCUCGGGAGGCCUCCUCCGCGCCCCGCUGCCCUAGCCUCCGCGCGGGGCCGCCCAAUAAAGCUGCCGCCUGUCCCUGCUCGCA